Blastomyces gilchristii SLH14081 is the source of this 1384-nucleotide messenger RNA. RefSeq lists its product as uncharacterized. The transcript has 4 exons. Bases 36 to 323 code for a protein of 95 amino acids. The record is from RefSeq and is a predicted model, not a curated record. Lineage: Eukaryota; Fungi; Ascomycota; Eurotiomycetes; Onygenales; Ajellomycetaceae.
GCUGCCACAUCCGAGCUUUACCUCCCCCUGUCAAAAUGAGAACAGAUGCAAAAUCUCCUCUUUGCUCAAUGAGGACAUCAUUCAAAGCUAUCACAGCACCGCUGAUAUGCAGGAUGUCUCAAGAACCAGGGAAGAAACUCAAGUGCUUCGAUCACAUUGAGAGAGGAUAUCUCAAUCCAUGGGGCGAGUUUCCAACCUGUCUUUAUGAUCAGGAGUCUACUAUCAUAUCAAACUUUCCUCAAAAGAACCAGCUGCGCCUGAAUGGCCUAAAAUCCCGACAAAGGAGUGACUUUACUUAUUUGAAGGCCAUAACUCUGAAAUAGUGUAACUAUUCAUACAGGCCCUGGACAAGUUUUUGCUGUCCAACAUUUGCUGAAAUGAGAAUGACAUACCCCUUCAACCAUUGAAAAAGCCUCCAUUGGAGGCGCAUAGAGAGUGGCUGCCUGAUAGCUAUAAACCACAAGAUGUUGCUCUGCGACGAAUCAUUUCAAAAUGGACUGACUUGACUGCUUUUUCUUGCAAAAUGUAUUCUAACCAUCUCAUAUGCCCUACUGUCAGCAGCACUUAUCAUGCUAAGUACAGUGCAUCUUAUCUUGCUUACUGUUCACUGCCUUCAGUCUCACUGUUUAUCUGAGAUAUCAAUCUUUGUUCUCUUUAUCUGCGUCAAUGCUGUCAUCAUUGGCAUUGGUCUAUCAGGCUUAAGAUGUGCGGGUGAGAAGCUCCUUCUACUGAGAUGGUGAUGAUAAAUGCUAAAUGCUUGUUUCAGAUACACCAGCAUUCUACUAUUUCUUGAGAUUAUAUGAUCCAGCAAACCAAAAUUCAGGCUGGACCACUUACAAACGCCCUGCUGCAUUGAUUAUUUCUAGGAUAUGGUUUUCUGUCCCCGGUGAUAAAGCUCGGGUUGAUCUUAUGAUGUGCUCUUCUCCCUACUCUUGAUAGGCCUUGUGCUCAUUGAGUUAGCUCAGUCAUCUACAAGGUGUCGGUGAAAGAUACAGGUGUGAUCAUGUCUAUUGACUACACAGUACUUGUGAUUGCCGGUCUGCUUUUUUGGCAUGGAAUUCGCGGUAUAUCAUCUCAGGGGCCUGUAAUCUGUGAAGUUACAAUCCAUGCACUUCUUGUUCUUGUAACAGCAGGGUUUGCUGCAGGCAGACUCUUUCACAACUGACCCCUUUCAAUCCAAGUGAUGCUGAUUACCACUAUUGAUGUCUACAUGACUUGAAAUAUUUCCACUCAGCCUGGGGAACUAGGGAACACUAUGCCGUUACAUGGCUUCCCAGACAACACUUCCAAUAUUUCCUAUUUCUAAUUGCAUUGGAAUGUGGCUACCUGUGAAUACUAGUCAGUGUAGCAAGGCCCCAUACUCUUCUAAAUUUACUUGCUUCUA